CAACAACAACUGUUCUUUCAACAACAACUGCAGUACCAACAACAACUGCUGAAACAACUGGAGUGCAAACAGCAACAUCUGAUGUUACAACAACUGCUACUGCAUCAACUGCUGGCCCAACAACUGCUGCCACAACAACAACUGCUGCCCCAACAACCACAACUGACGCAACAAUGACUACCGCAGUACCAACAACAAAUGCUGUUACAAGAACGACUGCAGUCCCAACAACAACUGCAGUACCACCAACAACGACUGAGGUUACAACAACUGCUACUGCAAUAACAGCAAUGGCUGUUGCUACAAGUACUACUGUUACAACUGGAGUGCGAAAAACAACAACAGCUGAGAUUACAGCAACUGCUGCAACAACAAUAUUUGUUGGAAGAACAACAACUGCAGUACCAACAACGGCUGAAGUUAUAACAACUGCUGCAGGCACAACAACAACAGUUUCUACAACAAUGACUGCUUCAACAACAAAAACUGCAGCAUCACCAACAGCUGUCACAACAACUACUGCCACAUCAACAACAGCUGCUGCAACAGAACAUGAAUAUACUGUGGCAGCAGAUAUGCCUAAAGAACCUUUUACAGAAGACCUUAAAGAUCGCAAUAGCACUGCAUUCAAAGAGCUUGAAAAACGAGUUUUACAGACGUGUUCUGUCAUAUACAAAGAAAGAUUUGGUGAUCGGUUUGACCACUGCCGUGUGAAAAGUUUCAGUCGUGCUCAAGGUACAAAUUCACGAGCGGAUGGAACUCAAGCAAACAUUGGGAUUGUGUUCAAACCAAGUACUCCACUUGCAGAACUCCCACAGAACAGUGUUGUUGUUCAAACUUUAGUAGAAGCUGUAAACAAUUCCAACAAUAGCUUCAGUGUGAGCAUAAGUCCCUCUUCUGUUCAAGUGUUAGCAAGUCCAAUUCCAACAACUACUACACCUGCAACUACUGCGUCUGCAACUACCACACCUGCAGCUACUGCGUCUGCAACUACCACACCUAUGACUUCCACAUCUACAACUACCACAACUACCACUACCACAACUACCACUGUAGCAACUGUAAACAAAACAGUGAUUUUCAGAUCUCGUCUAGACACAUAUACCAGUGACUUGGAAAAUGCUUCAUCUCCAGCCUUUAAAAAUCGAGCUUCAAAUAUAAAGGCACAGCUUGACCCGAAAUUCAAAGAGGAAUUCCCUGGCUCCUUCCGGUCCUUGGAGGUGGUGGCAUUCAGACAAGGAUCAAUCAUCAACGAAAUGAAACUUACAUUUGAAAGCACAUCUGUUCCUAAUAACACUCAGAUUGCAAGUGUUCUGAUCAACGCAGCUUCAAGCGUCACUGGCUUUGACAUUGAAGGCAGCUCCAUCACUGUGGAUGGCCUCGCUUCGAGUGGAGUAAACCACAAGAUCAGUCUGCUCACUGCAUUCUGCCUAGUACUGUUGUCAUGGUUACUGUCAAGCCAGCAAUAGGAUCAGCACUGAUUUCCCUUUGAAUUCAAAUCAGAACAUGACUGCCAUCAUUGGUAUGAAAAAUUGUUGUAUGGCUUUGUAUGAUCUUAAUUUAACCUUGCACAGAUUUGACAAAUUGAUCAGAUUGAUCAGGUGCAGUAUGUCUGUUGAACAGUGUCUGUUUAGAAACCGGAGCCAGACAGAAUGACACAGACAACUUUAAGCAUCUGCUCUACUGAGUCAUCAAUAGAAUAAUAAGACAAAUGAUAUUCUAACCAUAUAUUUAGCUGGAAGUCAGAAAAUAGAUACACUGUUAAUGUAUAUGUGUAUUUUGCUUCACUGAGCACUUUGCUAUAGCAAUAUUUAAAAGAUGUAGCUUCAUUUUGAGACAUACAGACUGAAGAAUCUGAAUGCUAGAUUCUGAAUAAAGAUAACUCUCAUAAUUUGUACAAACACAUAUUCAAAAUGCUGUUGUUUUACUUUUGAACUUGAAAUGAUCUAAACCUUUCUGUAGUCUCAAAGUUCAUUUUUAGCGUUGCAGCAUAGCAUAGCAACAUAACUGCUCCACAGAGAGCAUAAUGAAAUGAAAUGAAGGAACACAUGAAGCAAUGCAAGUUGUAUCAUGGAUGGAGGUAUGCAUGAUAUAUAAUGUAUGUCAAACAAUGCACUGUCAGUUUUUUUCUUAUUUAUCCAGAGUUUAUUUAUGUAAUCAUGCACAUCUGUAUUCUGUAAGAUUUAUUAUAGUUUGUACAACUUCUGUCAGAAACUUUACAAUGAAUACAAAA
Molecule: messenger RNA, 2233 nt
Organism: Larimichthys crocea (large yellow croaker)
Lineage: Eukaryota; Metazoa; Chordata; Actinopteri; Sciaenidae
Product: cell wall protein DAN4
Exons: 7
Coding region: 174-1469 (431 amino acids)
Source: RefSeq, a predicted model, not a curated record